AUGUGGCGGGGGCUGUCCGGGCCGAGCGGGGCUCUGAGCCCGCCGAGGUGCUCUGGGCGCGGGCGCGAGUCCUGCGGAGUUUUCCGUCCGGGGCUCAGGCCGCGGAAAACGGUCAGGACGAAAACGGAGUGCAUCGACCUGAAAGUUGCCGAGCAGGACGGCUCCGUGGUGCGGUUCAGAAUCAAACGGCACACUCCGCUGGGCAAGCUCAUGAAGGCGUACUGCUGCCGACAGGGCUUGUCAAUGAGGCACAUUAUGUUCCUGUUUGAUGGACAGCCCAUUAAAGAAGCAGACACACCUGCACAGCUGGAGAUGGAACACGAUGACACGAUCGAAGUGUACCAGCAGCAGACAGGAGGAGGGUGCUAAGACACAGCAUCUUUUGGAGAACAGUUUGAGGAUUCUCAUCACACCCCACUUUCUCAUCUCUCCUUGGAUUUGCUGUUUUAUUAGGGAACAGAUGAACAUGCCAAUCACACAGGGUUCUUUGAAACUUCACAGGAUAUUUACCAAAGUUGCUUGUUGUCCUUGACAUUCUGAGUGCACAAGUCAAAAUAGUAUCUGCAGGGAUUGAGCUGUGUGUGAAUUUCACCAUUUAAAAUUCAGAUUAAGUAAUAUGUGUUGUCUCUCUGUUGUUAGCCUUUUUUAAAAUAUGUUGUUUGUAUUCUCUUUCUUCUUUCUUUAAACUUGUGGCCUGAGCAUUCAUCCAUGUGUUGGGACACUGAGUGCUCUUUCCUGUCUCUGGUUGGUCUUGUCCCUUUGUUUUAACUCAAACUAUAUAAAUAGUUCAAUGUAUUUUCAUGCCAAGUGUGAGUGUAAAAGUUUCAUUUUAAGAUGUGCCCAAGAGAAGGAACACAGAUACAGGUUUCAAGUUUUUAGC
Messenger RNA from Camarhynchus parvulus, 880 nucleotides. RefSeq names its product small ubiquitin-related modifier 3-like. The record is from RefSeq and is a predicted model, not a curated record. The transcript is spliced from 3 exons. Bases 1 to 369 code for a protein of 122 amino acids. Gene Ontology annotation, molecular function: protein tag activity; ubiquitin-like protein ligase binding. Gene Ontology annotation, biological process: protein sumoylation. Gene Ontology annotation, cellular component: nucleus. Lineage: Eukaryota; Metazoa; Chordata; Aves; Passeriformes; Thraupidae.